GCAAAGAUGAAAGAAGAUUUCAUCCGGGUUAUUACACAGAUGUUCUGCAAUCACGAGAAAAUACAUCACAUACACCUAGAUACUGUGUAUUUUAUCAAUGGAAUUGAUAAAAACGACCCCGAAAUACAACACAUGACAGAUCAAGUUGUCCUGUUUGCAAUGCAGCAAUCGUCCUGGGGCCAGCGACGACCUAUGCAAUGGGUACCUUUGGAGUUGCAAAUCUCCAACAUGAGAAUGAAAAAUGUAAACAUCAUUACCAAGGAAGAUCUACGAAAUGUUAAUAAGCUGAAUGACGACUUGGCCUUAAGAGAAGAUCAGCUGAACGACUUCCUUUUAGUCCAACAAUCCCUUGGUAAACUGAUGUAUUACAAUCUUCCUGGCUUAGAAAAUUGCAUCAUCAUUCACCCUCCUGCAUUGGUUAACAUUUUGAGGUCAUUUGUGACGGAUGAGAAGUUCUUUCCAGCAGACCAAAAUCUUAAAACUAUAUUGCAAACAUUGACACAGACAGGUAAAAUUUAUCGAACAGAUCUUUUUAAGCUUUGGCAACAAGAUCAUUUUCCUCAAUACAUGCAAGAUGAUUUCAUUAAAGAAUUUGUCAUACAGCUUCUAGUCCAUUUGGAUAUUCUGAUAGUCCCUAAGGCGUUAGAAAAUUCGUCUACUGAUGUGUACCUUGUACCAUGCAUGAUCAAGACCCCCAGACCAGACUUUAAGAACCUGCAACAUCAUGGAGAAAGAACAAUUUGUCUGGAAUAUGCAUUAGCCAAAAACUCCAUUCCAAGUGCUCUUGCUUACAAAGUUAUUGGGGCAGCAAUAAUCACCUGGCCAUUGAAAGAAGAAAAUGGAAAACCGUGUCUAUACCACAAGGCCGCAGUGAUGAAUGUGAGUGAGGAUGAUGAACUCAGUAUUUGGUUAGAAGACAAUCGAGUUACGGUAUACUUGACAAACCAGAAAUCAUUACUCUCUAUCUCACCAGAUGUUGCUGCAAGCAUACAAGAAUGUUUGACCAAGAACAUCGAGUCUUCCCUUCUCUUCUAUUUUAACAGUUUUGGUAAGAAAAUCAAACCAACAAAAGUAUUAGAACUGUACACCUUGGCGCUAGGUGUUCCAUGCGGCACUGGUGUAUGCUUCAAAUCUGCAGAAGAGGUUAAUGAAGCCAAUUAUUGGACAUGUGACAAGGAAAAAAAGCAUAACACAAAAUAUUUACUGUACUGGAUCUUUGAUAAGUCCCAAAAGACGUGUGCACUUGGAUGUAAAGGUCUCAGCUACAAUGAAUUGAGAACAGAACCAAGUGAUAAGCAUCUAGUAAGACUGGGAAGUCAGAUUGGAAUAAAGUCAUUUCAAGAAUUUUAUUUACAUUUGGGAAUGAAAACAAGGCAAUGGGAGAACACUUUAGAUAUGUAUCAUGGUCACAGUCGUGAAGGGAUAAUGUCGAUGGCACUAGUGAAAUGGAAGGAUUAUAAGUUAUCGGACCUUGAAGAACCUUCCUUGGAAGAUCUGGCAAACGCCUUGGCUAAAGUGAAUUUGGAUAACCAUGUUAUUUGUCAGGUUUUCAGAGAAGAAACUAAGUUACUAGACAUUGCAGACUUCAAUCUCCAAGAAACACCAAGUGACGGAGUUCUGAAAGAGUUAUCAUUCCAGGUAGGCAAUUGUGCACUUCAGUUGGGAAUAGAACUAGGAGUGAGCUUUAAUGAAGUUGAGAACAGUUUAUUCAAAUUUCCAAAAGAUUUACCUGGUUUAAUAGAAGAUAUAUUAAUGAAAUGGAAGGCAACGUCAAAAUUAAAGACAUUCCAUAGUUUGAUGCUGGCACUUAAACGCGUACAAGGAGGUGGGGUGAAUUAUUUACACAAAAUGUCAAAGUAACAUAAACAACACAUGCCCAGCAUGAGGUUUCUGUAGAAUUAACACAACGUAUUAGACUUUGCUUUGCUUUCUAAUUUUGAAUUAUUAUUUCAAUUAUAAUAUACAUACAGUGUUAUAAUGUAUUAUAUAUAUAUAUAUAUAUAUCAAACUUUAAUAGAUCCUCUAUAUUGUCCUACUCACUCUGAUUCUUACAUUAUUCAUAAUUAGUACACGUCAUCAAACAAAGCUAUACUCGUCAAAAAAUAUAUGGUCGACAUGUGUGUAAUUCAUAUUCCCUAUCAUAUCAACAGAAAAAUUGUCUAUCAUUUUCUUCGAAAAAAUGCCUGUAACAAGUCAGGAAUCUGACAGUUUUUUCCAAUCAUUCCGUUUGUUUGUAUAUUCGACCGUUUGCUCUUGUAAAUUUUUAUGGACUUCCCCUUUUUGGAAUUUACUUUGGAGUUUUGUUUCUGUUUGUUAAUUUUUGCUGCUUAUACAAGCAGAUGAAAUCUUGCCAUUAGAUUGAGUUGUUGCUAAUGUAUCUUCUCGUCCGCCAAAAAUGUUGUUCUUUCAGCAGACAAGCGUUAAACAAUAUUUUUUUUCAUAUGCAAACAUCAUUAUUUUGAUUGUAUGACAAAGUAACUUGGAAUUCACGGCAAAUAAAAAAAAAUCCAACUUAUACACAAACAUCAUGCAUGAACAUUAAUGUAGAAUUUUAAAUUUGGAGCAUCCGAAGCGCUUUUCUAGAUUAACCUUCAUCAGGAAAGCCCAAAACUUUAAAAUAAUAAAAUGUAAACAGUAAAUACUUUACCUGAAGUGAUAUAUGACUAAAAGGUCCUUUUAAAGAUAAGUUCUCUACGUAUGGUCAACUUUGCAUGGGGGAGUUCGAACCUUAGUUUUGAAAUCACUUCUAAAUUUAUUAACGGAGUAUUUCACAAAUGAGGAGAUGUAGAAAAUAUAACAUCUGUCCUUAAAACAUAUACAUAAAAUAUUCAUAAAUGUUUCCUAAAAACAAUGUAUCUCGUCUGCGAUUGCUGCUCUCAUUGUAAAUGUGUAAUGUUGACUGUCAAAAAACUUUUUGGGAGUUUUCAAAGUAUUUCUUUUUUACAAAAAUUCAGUUAAUAUAAACGGUUUAGAUAAAUUUUUCACUAGCGGCAAUGUGAUUGUAUUCAUUUCAAUUUCUGUUUAAGACAGAGAGCGAUUGGUUUCCUAAACCUGACCCAUAAUUUUAAACCACAAAAAAAAAUAUAAAUAAUAAAGUCUCUUUAAAACGAACUUCAGCUUUAGACCUGUCAUACUUGUCUUCUUCAGCGGAACUUUAUUAUUUGUAUUGUAAAAACCCGUAUUAUCAUAAUGAAAAAAAAACAUAGUUCACACUCAAAAUCAGGGAAAGAGAACGUCACUUUUUGUGUAAAUUCCAUGCGGCGUUCAUAUCUGUAAUGUGUUUAUCCAAAGUGUAUCAAUUGUAUCACGGUAUCCAUUGCAUCCGGCGUGUAUGUCCGUAUUUCAUUUAUCCAAAGUGUAUCACAGUAUGCAUCGCAUCAAAAUCUAAAUCAUGGCAAGAAAUUCAAAUAAUCCGUAAACAGAAACUAGAAACUGGAAUCUGUAUACUCAAAAUCCAGGUGCUGAUGUGAUGUUCCUACAUAGAAGUGGGUGAAAAUGAAGUCAACUCCUUUGUCGUAAUGUUUUGUUCUUAACUUACCCUUAUUGUCACUGUAUAGAUAUAAGUCAAUAUAUGAGGCAGACUUAACUGUAUCUGUAGUACCCAUAUCACUAGUAAAUGGAUAUUAGUCUGUAACGGUCAUUUCAACCUUAACAUCAUUUGAAAACUCUAAACAAUGAACUAUUCAGUCAUAUUCAGUCUUUAAAUCAGUAUCCAGACGCAUCUACAGCAGGAAACUCAGUACUGUUCAGACAAUUUGCUUGCGGAUAACAGUUACUUUUCAGAACAUUCCGUAUGAUGUUGAUGUGAACAGAUAAAUUACAACGAAUAGUUUAAACAGUAUUGAAUUUACCGCAUUGAAUGAGACUAAAAAUUUACUGUAAGAAUGAACACUAUCUAUUUAUUUAUGGUCAGUUAAUUAUGAUCUGUGUAGAUCAAAUACCGUUUCAGAUCAAAAUUGGUUUACUAAUGGCAUUAUACAAUGAUAUAUAAGUUCAACAAGACAUGUAUAUUGAAGACCCAUUGGUGGCCUUCGGCUGUUUUCCCCUCUUUGGUCGGGUUGUCUCUUUGACACAUUCCCCAUUUUCAUUCUGAUUUUAUGUAUAUACAUUUUUGUGUAAAUCAAUUAAGGAGAUGUGGUAUGACUCGUAAUGGGACAACUAUCCAACGAGUCCUCAAGUAGCGAUUUAAACAGUUAUAGGUAAUCCUACUGCCUUCAACAAUUAGCAAAAACAUACCUUAUAGUUAGUUCAAAUGGCCCAUACAUGAGCAGAUGUAAAACCAUGCAAAAGAAAUAACAACUCAUAGAUAAAUCAUGUUCAUUAUCAAUCAGUACACAUCCAAAUUUAGUGACAAGACUUCAUGAACAGUCCGGGAAAAGCAUAACCUUGUGCAAUACAAAAAUAUAAUAAUGACAGGAUGUUGGGUAAUAAAAGUAUAGCAAUACCUAUUUAGUUAUGUUUUCACUUAUCAAAAACAAAUAAGAUAUUGUAAACGAUGAAAACAAUAGUCUACGGUGUUCAAUUUAGAUCCUCAUCUGUUUUGAACUGAUAUGUCUGUUUAUUUCCUCAACUAUGUUAACCAGUACUUUGUAUUCAUUGCAUCACAAAGCAUUUGCUUAUAUGUUUGCCUUACUUAUCUAAUGCAAUUUAUUCAUUGAUGUUCAAUGUUUUGUUUUGAUAGAACAUUAUACUUUGUUCUUUUAUUAGUUUCAUAAUGUUUUGCUUUUGCUUAGGCUUUUUUAUGCUAUUUUCGAAAAUAAAAGAUUGCAUACAAUCA
This is a messenger RNA of Mytilus californianus (California mussel), 4777 nucleotides long. RefSeq lists its product as uncharacterized. The coding region runs from base 7 to 1860 and encodes 617 amino acids. The record is from RefSeq and is a predicted model, not a curated record. The transcript has 5 exons. NCBI's taxonomy places the organism in Eukaryota, Metazoa, Mollusca, Bivalvia, Mytilida, Mytilidae.